GUCGGUGGGUGAGCUGACAGCGCGGCUCGGCCAGUCGGCUGGAACUGAGUAGCAUUCACYGAAUCUGCGGCUCUCAUGACGUCUCGCUGCGUGGUCCACCACUUUGCUCCGAACCCAGGAACAUUUUUUUUCUGUCACUCUUGCCUUUUCCCCCUUCCUGCCGCCGGGUCUCCCUCCCCCGUGCCUGCCCAAACGCGCACCCCUCCGCCCCUCCUUCGGUCCCAGCGCCCAGCCCUCCGCUCCACUCUCGGCCACAGGGAGCCAGUCUGAAGACGGCCGCACCUGGCUGGAGAGGUUGGCGGGCGGAGGGUGGGGGUCCGCGGGAACCCGCCAGCUGGGGCCCGAGCUGGAUGGACCGCGAGAAUGGAGUCUCCUAACAGCCUCCCGGGGCUGAUGUGAAGUCGGACCAUCUGCUUCCAGUUUUUGGUUUCCUUCUCGUUUUUGUAUUUCCUGCCCUCGCCAUCCAUCGUGGAGUGAAUUAUUAAAUCUUGCUCCGCUCAAGAGAGAUCAUGAUUGAGUGAGACCACCCUGUCCGCAACCAGGAAAAGCACAAACAAGAAAUGACAACGAUGGCCAAGUUGACAGAAUCCAUGACUAAUGUCCUGGAGGGGGACUCCAUGGAUCAGGAUGUGGAGAGCCCCGUGGCCAUUCACCAGCCAAAGUUGCCUAAGCAGGCCAGGGACGACCUGCCCAGACACAUCAGCAGGGACCGGACCAAAAGGAAGAUCCAGAGGUACGUGAGGAAAGACGGAAAGUGCAACGUCCACCACGGGAACGUGAGGGAGACCUACCGCUACCUGACGGACAUCUUCACCACCCUGGUGGACCUCAAGUGGAGAUUCAACCUGCUGAUCUUCGUCAUGGUCUACACAGUGACGUGGCUCUUUUUUGGAAUGAUCUGGUGGCUGAUCGCGUACAUCCGAGGAGAUAUGGACCACAUAGAGGACCCCUCGUGGACUCCCUGCGUCACCAACCUCAACGGGUUCGUCUCUGCUUUUUUAUUCUCCAUAGAGACAGAAACCACCAUCGGCUACGGCUACCGGGUCAUCACAGAUAAGUGCCCGGAGGGAAUCAUUCUCCUCCUAAUCCAGUCYGUGUUGGGGUCCAUUGUCAACGCCUUCAUGGUGGGAUGCAUGUUUGUAAAAAUAUCUCAGCCCAAGAAGAGGGCAGAGACCCUGGUCUUCUCCACCCACGCGGUGAUCUCCAUGCGGGACGGGAAGCUGUGCCUCAUGUUCCGGGUGGGGGACCUGAGGAACUCCCACAUCGUGGAGGCCUCCAUCAGAGCCAAGCUCAUCAAAUCCAAGCAGACGUCCGAGGGGGAGUUCAUCCCCCUGAACCAGACGGACAUCAACGUGGGCUACUACACAGGGGAUGACCGGCUAUUUCUGGUGUCACCGCUGAUCAUCAGCCACGAAAUUAACCAACAGAGCCCUUUCUGGGAGAUCUCCAAGGCCCAGCUGCCCAAGGAGGAACUGGAGAUCGUGGUCAUCCUGGAGGGGAUGGUGGAAGCCACAGGGAUGACGUGCCAAGCCCGAAGCUCCUACAUCACCAGUGAGAUCCUGUGGGGUUACCGGUUCACGCCCGUCCUGACGCUGGAGGACGGCUUCUACGAAGUUGACUACAACAGCUUCCACGAGACCUACGAGACCAGCACCCCGUCCCUUAGUGCCAAAGAGCUGGCCGAGCUGGCCAGCAGGGCAGAGAUGCCCCUGAGUUGGUCUGUGUCCAGCAAACUCAACCAACAUGCAGAACUGGAGACUGAGGAGGAAGAGAAGAAUCAGGAGGAGCAAACAGAAAGGAAUGGUGACGUGGCAAAUCUAGAGAACGAGUCCAAAGUUUAGCGCCUGGCUGGGCCCCCCUCCCUCCUGCCCCAGACGUGGCCUUUCCUCGUCACUCAUCCUCUUUCUUUUGGUCUCUCUGGCUUUGUUCUUUAGACUUAAUUUUGACAUCACCAGGAAACAAGUCUUCAAGGUGUAAAAUCCCUACCUGCCCUCUCUCAGCUGUUCAGAUUGACAAGGUAGACCAGAUGGUUAAGGAGCCGUGGGCCCAUAUGUGUGGCCCAGGUUUGAUCUCUUCUCAAAAUACCCACCUUCAACUCCUAGAGAUUUGAGCUGCUAACCUGCAUGUGUCGAACAAUACCAGAUCACUCUAAAGGGAGUGUCCAAGAUUUUACCUGGGAUGUGACGAACGAGGUCUCCGGUGCCUAUCUACUGCGCAGCGAGUCAUAGGGUACAGCCCUGAGUUUUAUAGAUCCCACACAUUUCAUCUGCUACAGGGUAAGGUGCUUGCCCGUGMGGGCACUGCAGGUAUAGGACCCAGGUGAGCUAAAGACUAACCACUGUACAUAUAUAUGCCUUAUGUAAUUUUUUUUCUUUUGGCAAUUAGUAAUAAAGCCCAGCAUGUACAAAAGUACUGUAGAACAGAACUUCUAUUAAAUAAUGUAUAUAGAUGUAUCAUUAAUGUAGUUUUAGAUAUCUAACUUUAGAAAUAAGAAGAAAAAAAAGAUUCCCAAUGUACAGUAGGCAUUUCCUUUUUGAUAUCUGUGUUUUCCAACUAUUUUGAUUUCAUGAACUGCUGGCCCUUUAAUGCAUGGCCUUUGUUCUGGGUCCCAGACAGGCAGCCCUUAGGGUCCCUCUCUGUUCCCUUGCUGAUCCUUUUGUUGAAUCUAAUAAGCCAUAGGUUCGGGGGCAGUUGGGAGAUCCAGUAGACGGGAAGACCCACCACCAAUAAGCUGAUAUACUGUG
Molecule: messenger RNA, 2744 nt
Organism: Urocitellus parryii (Arctic ground squirrel)
Lineage: Eukaryota; Metazoa; Chordata; Mammalia; Rodentia; Sciuridae
Gene: Kcnj6
Product: potassium inwardly rectifying channel subfamily J member 6
Biological process (GO): regulation of monoatomic ion transmembrane transport; potassium ion import across plasma membrane
Cellular component (GO): plasma membrane
Molecular function (GO): G-protein activated inward rectifier potassium channel activity
Source: RefSeq, a predicted model, not a curated record